GGUCGACUGGCGGAGAAGAGGAUUCUGGGAACGACUAAUCAGAAUGGACUGGUUUCUCCCUCCACCUGCUUGGAAAAUACUACAGACGAACAAAUGUACGAACGGGAAGAGGAAAAUAGUGGUUACAGUGAUAGUGUAAAGGAUCUGGUCCAGAAAGCUAAAUCAAAUCACCAGGGGGCUCUGACGACAAUGGAUACAGUGCGUAAACAAAUCCAUGGGGAAAGUACAAGUCCUGAACCCAAACGAGAGAGUCGCCUAACCAGCAUCAUUGACCAACUGCUAAGCAACAAGACGAAGGACAUGCACCAAACUGAUGAUGAUAACAAGAGAAAUGAAAAAGACACUGAAAGUUUCUGUGAAAAGCAAUCUAGUGAUCCAGAAUCACAAGAUAAUGAUUCAGAAGGUACGCUCAAUCGGGAGAUAAGAAGCACGAGGUCUGACACAAACCAGUCAGACACAAACUGUGGGGAAAAGAGUUUUGACCACGUAAUCCAAACUACUAGAGCUGACCAACAAUUACGUUGCGCGUCUACCAGCCCAACAAGACGAUCGCCGGGUAACUACGGAUCUCCUUCCACCUGCAGUACUGAAACUCAAAAUAAAGAUUACCAAGGAUCAUCGCCUGGUGCGCAACUAGAAAAUAGCACGAGAAAAACUAGCACAGAGGGGAUUUUCCCUGCAGGCACUGACUACAAGGCACCACCUGGUGGAGGUCAGCAGCAGCAGCUCGGAGCCUCAGCUUUUUCUUGUUCCUCAUCUAUUAUUUCUCUAAACAACGACAUGCCCACAGACAUGUUAUUAACUGCGCGGGACUCCACCACUUUGCCCGUCAAGCCAGAGCGUCUAUCCCCGGAGUUUGAGUCUUCUUCGCCCUCUGUGUCGCCACACUCACCAAACUCCUCUCGAGCUUUUCCCUCAACUCUCGGUCUAGGAUUUGGGCUCCGGGGAGCUUUCCCUCCAUCCUCUCCUGGUCUGGAGCGGUGCACGUCUUCUGGAUUAGCUUGUGGAGCAUCGGCAUUAAAACAGAUGGAAAUGAUGACUAGGAACUACAGUGAUUUCAUGCGCUGCCUUGCUGCAAAGUAUAACAACCAAAACAAUCAAGAAAGUUUUAGUUUUGUUCAACCUAAUGGGAUAGCUCGACCUUUUGAAACUCAUCUGUACAAGAGCGGAAUUCUGGGAAGAACUUCAGAACCGUCAGACAACAACAGUAGAAAAUUAGAAAGCCACCACAAGUUAUCUCCUGUCCUUGGAGAGAACCGUACAGUUCCCUUCAGUUUCGGCGAUUUUUCAUCUUCACAAACGCUUCUAAACCUAGUUCGAACUGCCAGUGCGCAGAGUGCUUCUCAGCUGGAAAACUAUCUUCGAGGGGCAAAUAAGAGACCACUCGAGUCAGAGAAUAAAUCGGAUCCUUUAGAUCUAACGAUGGGGACAACAAAGCGCCCUCGUUUGGAUACCACUGAUACAUUACUGCAUCGUUCUCGACUGUAUUCGCCUAUUUCACAAAACAUUAGUGACAUUAUUGGCUGUAUAAAAACAGAAACAGAAUCGCUGACAAGUAAUCAUAAUGAUCCCGUGUCAAAGGUCAGCGUCCGAAAAACUCCAAGUUGGUCGAACUUACUAGACGAAAGAAUAUCCAAAUCCGAGAAUUCACCUGUUCGGACAUCGCCCAAAUCUUCUGAUAAAGUUCGUUGUCCUUCCUUUUGUACCGACAAAUCUUGUUCAAACAAGUCAAAUGCUAGUGAGGUUGCACUGUGGACUAUUGAUGACGUUGUGAGGUUUGUGACGUCGGUGGAAUCUUGUGCCGAAUAUGCUGACAAUUUCCGAGAACACUCCAUAGAUGGCACCAGCUUACCACUCCUGAAUGAAGAUCAUUUGACAACUUAUUUAGGAAUGAAACUUGGGCCUGCAUUAAAACUACGAUCAAAAUUGGCGAAGAAAAUAGGACAUUGUGUAGUUUGUAUGCACUGUAUCCAUUGUCAUUUAGAUGAAUAUGAAAAGCGGAACGAUAUAACUACAUCGGGAAAAUAACGUCACUAAUAUUGCCAGAUGGAGGAUUCUUCCUGAUCUAAAAGACAAUAUACAUUAAGGCUCUCUAGCACUCUAGAUAAAACUGCAGAAAUUGUUGAGAGUGAUGAGUGUUGAGUCACAUGUUACAAAUUUUACGACAAUCGACAAUCAUUAAUCAGUGUUUAAACAUGUCAGUCUUCCAAACCAAUCAGUCAGUGGUAUGUGACUUGUUUAAAACUAUAACACGGUGGUGGGAUGUAAUGUCCAAUUUGAAACUAGUAAUGCUUUUUUUUUUUACUGCCUCUGAGUGUUAUAUGUUCAAAGAGCAUAAAAAAACGCGAUAAAUUAGAAUAAUGUUUAAGCAAGAUUUACCAGAUAAAUAUUUAUAUCAUGAACUUCCACAAAUACAUAAAUCCGGAAUGAAACAUUUUUUCCUUCAAUUAAAUCCCAGCUAUAAAAAAACUGGUAACUUGGGGUGAAUUUUAAAGCAAUAUCAAAUGACACAAUAGUCAACUUCUUUAAUAUUAGUUUGAAAUUGAAAAGUAGGAGUGAACAAAAAUUUAGAAUGUUGUGUAGUUACUUUAUACUUUUGCUUCAAACAGUUAACGUUCUUGAGAUGCUUUAAUUAUGUAUUAACUAUUGAUAUCUUUCAAGUACAGUGCAAAUCUCACUAGUGUAUCUACAGGAGACAUAAAGCAUAUAAAAAAAUUAAAGAUUGCAGUUUCGUUUGAUGAAUAUUAAAAGUUGACUAUAAAACCUCCAGACCUGCACAAGAAUGAAUACUUUAGUGACUGCUUGCUCUGUUGCUAAAAGCAUUGCCCUCCAAAAUCUGUUGUUGUUGUUUUUAACGUAUUAUUCUUUGUUAAUAUAAUUUUGCAAAAUUUUGUUUUCUUAAGAUUUUUUAUCUUUCUACAUCUCUUAAUUUUUAGUAAAUUCAGAGAAUGACUUAUUUAUAGAUGCACUACGACAACAUGAGGCCGUCUAAGUUUAAAGUAGGUCUGGCUUGAGUUACACCUAAUUUUUUAUUAUUAUGGUUUGGUGUGUUUUUUUUUAUAGUUCGUUUGUAAGGAAAAAAAUGAAGGUAGUUUAUUAUAUUGCCUCACAUGUGUUGGCACUGGUGUUAUAUGUACAGUUGUAACAUCAAACUAUAUGUCAAGGAAUAACAAGUACGAUAGGUUACUUGAAUUUUUGAACUGGUUUCAAAUAAGCUGACUGCUCAUUUAUCAAAAUAAAUCACUACUUUUUAAUGUGUUCAUAAUAAUAAGGUUUUAUAUUACUGUGAUAUAGAUUUUAUUAAAUUUUACUUAUUCAAACUAAAAUUGUAGCAUAAAAUUUGUGGUGAAACUAGAGGACUCAUUUUCCUUAUAUUUUAUUUUGCCAUAUGGUAGUUCUGUCUGUGGCGUCCUAUAAUAAUAAAUACGUCAUAAUGUCAGUUUUAUCUUUACUUUUCAUCUUGAUUUAUUUAGAAUGCCUAAGCCUUUUUUAAAACUUUGAAAUGUAUUUAAGUUUAAACGAAAUAGGUGUCAAGACUCUUAUUACGAAUCAUGACAGGACACCAAAUCUUUUGUAAAUUAGUGUUUAAUACUUUUGUUCAUGUUUUCAGAAAAAAAGAAGUUUUUUUUUUUCUGUGAUUAAAAUGUUCAAAGUCAUUGCUUUCAAUGAGCACUGAGAAACACUUCUUAGUGAUGUAUAUGUAUCACGGAAACGUGACACUACAUUAUCGAUAGUAGAAGUAGGCCUAACAUGUAGAGAUGUAUCACAGAAACGUGAUAUCACAUUACCGAGUGCAAAAGUAGGCCUAACCUAUGUUAAGUGUACUUCGUGUUCAUUAAGAAUUUUAAGUUUUUUAUGGCUAGAGUGUAUGAAAGUUUCCGCAUUGUUGUAUUGUAAAAUAUAAGUGGUAGAUAUGAACAAAACUGAGGCUCAAAUUCUUACAGAGCGCAUGCGUAUAUUCGCAAGUAAGUUUCUCUCGUGAAUGAAGAUUUGAAAUCGGUGAACAUCAUGGCCAGAGGCGUCGCUAGGUAAUGGAACACAUGGCCCAUGCCCUGAUUCUAUUUGACAGUGCCCCGAAUCUUUUAUGUACCAAGCGACGCCUCUGAGCAUGGCUAUAGGUUAAGAUAAUGUGGUGUUAAAAAUCACGUACGAUUAUGUUGUGAAUGUUUUCUUACAACCUGGCAUAAAAAGUUACUAGAAUUGAGCUUAAAACAAUUAAUUCUAAAAUUAUUAGAGUGCCUGUAAAAUAUUAAAGACAAUAUUACCGUCAAUAAAUCUAAUUUAUCAUUAACCUCGUGAAAAGUAUAAGCCAACUUAUUAGGAUGCGAAUAAUUACAAACUUUAUCUUCUAACACUUUCACUACCAGAUGGAAUCUUAGGUGAGUUUAAUAUAGGCUUAUUGCCAGACAGCUGUGCUCGCCCAAAGAUAACCAAACAAGUAAGAAGUAACACUAACAGAUCGCAUUAAGUUCCUAAUAGGAUUUUUAACGCAAGAGUGCUUUUUUUCCUAUAGUUUUCAUGUUCCACACUUUUACAUGGGUGUAAUUCCAUUUAAUAAUCAAAGGUACGAUAAAUAUGAUGAAAUCAGUACGUGCAUUACCACGGUUACAUUACUUUCCCUCAAAAUUUUUAGUUCCCCAGUGGGUCAGCGGUGAAUUUACUGGCUUACAACGCUAAAACCCGGGGUGGAAAGAGCUCAGACAGCCUUUUGUGUAGCUUUGCCCAAAAUCUAAUAUACAAACAAAUUAAAAAAAAAAUAAUCCUGACUUGAUCCUAGACGUGUGGCUUAUAAUAUACGUAACAUGAUCAGAUAUAUUUUACAAGUCCUUAAGUUUUCAAUUAAAAUAUCAAGCUUAAAUCUGAAUAAAACGGGUUGUUUUUAUUUUCCAAUUAACUACACAAAACACUAAUAUUAUAUGAAAUAAAAUAUAAUUGCACUUGGUAACUGGAGACGUGCUGAGUUUGUUUUAUAUUUACCAGGUUGCACCAUUGCUCGUUUUACAAGUAGAAGCGCCAGGUAUGUUUCCUGUAGUCAUGUAAGAUUUGGUGUUCCUGUGAAUUGAUACUUUAAUUAAACUUAAUGUAUAAUAUAGUUUCCAAAGAUAUCAGAUUUGCGUACAAGUGUUAAAAAAAUUGUAUUAAAGAUAUGUGCAGAAUUUUUACACUCCUCAUUGCCAGAAUAUAAAUCAAUGUUUUAAUAUAUACAUAAAGAUACAAGUGAUAUUUAAAUGUAUUCCAAAGUGAAGAUUUGAUGCUGAACUUUAUAUAUUGUAUAUUGUGUACAAUGGGUUCUAUUAAAAUGGUUGUCUUUUUUUAA
Messenger RNA from Limulus polyphemus (Atlantic horseshoe crab), 5317 nucleotides. RefSeq lists its product as uncharacterized. The record is from RefSeq and is a predicted model, not a curated record. The transcript has 6 exons. Gene Ontology annotation, cellular component: PRC1 complex. Lineage: Eukaryota; Metazoa; Arthropoda; Merostomata; Xiphosura; Limulidae. Gene Ontology annotation, molecular function: protein binding. Bases 94 to 2028 code for a protein of 644 amino acids.